Engraulis encrasicolus (European anchovy) is the source of this 1865-nucleotide messenger RNA. RefSeq names its product chromosome 16 C1orf35 homolog (gene c16h1orf35). The transcript has 9 exons. NCBI's taxonomy places the organism in Eukaryota, Metazoa, Chordata, Actinopteri, Clupeiformes, Engraulidae. The record is from RefSeq and is a predicted model, not a curated record. The coding region runs from base 317 to 1249 and encodes 310 amino acids.
UCAAAACUGUACUUGGCUAACGGAGACAGCUGCACUGUCAGGCAUCAACAACUCGAGCAGAAGUGAAGUUAUUUCACAUGUUUCUAUGUCAAUGAGAGCUUUUAUAAACAUCCGGAUAAAUUAUUUGGGUUAUUAGAGCGAAAACACAUCCACGCUGCACCUCAAUUGACAACCACAGUGAAGCUGUCGCAAAGAAAGGCAAGAAACACUCGGGGAAGAAACGACAAGAAGGCCUUCAGCAGACUCGAGAACUCCCACGUGUAUAAACAGACCGAUUUGCUUCUCAUCCUGUCCAUGUGCUGCCUUUAAACAAGUCAUGUUCGGUUCUUCGAGAUCGGGUGGUGUACGAGGUGGCCAAGACCAAUUUAACUGGGAUGAUGUUAAAACUGAUAAGCACAGAGAAAACUACCUUGGGAAUUCUCUUAUGGCACCUGUUGGUCGGUGGCAGAAGGGAAAAGACCUAACAUGGUAUUCCAAAGAUAAAAAGACGGGUGCAACACUGUCCAAGGCUCAGGAACUUGCAGCUGUAAGAGAGGCGGAACAGGAAGCAAUGAUGGCAGCCCUGGGACACAAGGUUAUCAAAAAGCAACCAACUGGUCUUACCAAAGAGGAUUUGGCAGACAUAUGCAAAAGGGAGGGAGCAGAUGGCGAGGAGAAGGAUGUGGAUCGAGUCUCCGGGCUUGGGAGUUCAAGUGUUGGGUCAAGAAAUGUGGUCCUCUCCAAACAAGAGAAAGAGGCGGCAAAAAUGGGACUGUCUGUCUUUACGCAUCAAAAAUCUGAUGGUCCUCAAGUAGCUUCCAAGGAAACUGCAGAGGGGGGUCAUAUGGAUCGGGAAACUUCAGGGCACAGUCGUGAGAGUCAGAAGAAGUCCAAAAAGGAGAAAAAGAAGAAAAAGGAAAAGAAAAUGAAGAAAGAAAAGAAGAAGAAACAUCGUAGAAGAAGUUCAUCUUCAUCCUCUUCCGACGAUGAGGACGACAGGAAAAGGCGGAGAAAGGACCACCACAGUCAUAAUCCAUCAUGGAGCAGUCAGACCGGAGCCAGGGCCCAUGACAGCCAUUUAGGAGGGGGGGCAAAGGGCGAGCGCCCCCCCCACUCCCCUCACGGCCAUCGACGCCAGUGGCGGCAUGACACAGAGUCCUCGUCCGACAGGGGGUCUCACCAGCACCAUCGCAGUGCCAGGCACAGGUCCCCCACAGCCUCGCCAGCACAAUGCCAUCGCAGGCGCCAUGACACAGACUCAGACGACUAAUGCCCCCGUCAACCUUACACUCAAACAGACUCACGCAUACACCCCCCCCCCCCCCCCCCAUUUCGUUCUUUUUUUUUUAAAUCCCUCCACCGCAAAUCCAGUGAAAAAAUUUCAGACACUGAAUGCUAGACUUUGGACUAGUCAAGAUGCUCAAGAUGCACCCGCCCCCCCUUCUGGAGAGACAACGCGAAUCGAGGAAGGCGGCCUUUGCUGUUUGGUUCCCCUUAACUUGGAAAUGGGAGUCAUGCCUAAGUUAAGGGCAUAUCUGAAAUGAUUUUCGCACAUGACCUCAAGAUCAGCUGUCUUUAACAUUGGCACAUAGAUGGCUUGAUAAUGGGGUUGGUCAGGUGCUUUUGGCAUCUGAUUCCAUGAAACGACAGCCACUGUGUGACUUGAUUACGUGAAAGGUCUGCAAUCUGACAUGAAAGUCGGGAAGUCGGGAGGGACUGAAGCCAGUGCACACAUACCUCAUCCUCAGACAAGUUUUUAAAAUUGCAAUGCUUCUUGCUUUUUAUAUAUUUGGACCCAUUAUCCACCGUUAGUGUGCUUUAACUCGAUUUCGCCAUCACAUUCAAUUCAACACACCUGAUAUGAAUAAACAGUUGUCUAUUAGAUA